Messenger RNA from Cladocopium goreaui, 3018 nucleotides. NCBI's taxonomy places the organism in Eukaryota, Dinophyceae, Suessiales, Symbiodiniaceae. The record is from the annotation of a GenBank genome assembly.
AUGGAGGUCAAACCUUUUUCCAUUGACAUGGUGAAGGGCUGGACUCGUUGCAGCUGUGUGGCAUUCAUUUGCUUAGCUGUUUCCGACCUGGAUGUGACGGACGAGCAAACCGUGGCCUAUCUGCAGCCGUUGGGACGAGUGCUGGACAAAGCUUGGCUCUUGCCCAUGCAUAUCGCUUUGGGCAUGAGCCGGGACGAACAGUCGUUUCGCAAUUUAAGCCUCAGCUUCAGAGGUGCGGAACGACAGUCACCUACGGUGUUGCAAAUCGCGCUGCGAUUUAGCAAGGUGAUGGAGCGGCAAGCUUCGACGAUGACUGGCAACACAGAAGCUCGCUUGCGCAAGAUCGUGGCCCAAUUCAACAGUUCUCCUGGACUACAUGUCAAGCACCAGAUCGACUAUGACAAGGAACGGACUGUGCUCAACAUCCUGGUUGGGACCAGCAAGGAGACCCGGGAGAAGAUGAUCAAUCAUCUCACCUUUGUGAAAUGGCGUGAUUCCGCGUUUUCUUCGGAGCAAUUGCGCACUACGCGUUGGCUUCUGGGAGCAAAGCCAAAAGGAGUCCCUGAUUCAAUGGCUGAGAUGCUCACAGUUGGGGUGCUGGCUCAGGGCAUGCUGAUCGACUUGCAUGUCAAGUCCUUCCAGGACGCCACGCGACGGCUCAAGCAGAGCGCAUGGUCCCGCAAGCGAGCCAGCCCAGAUGAUUUUGACAAGCUGGCCGACUUCGCCUGUGUUUUUGCUCACUUGCGCUUAGCUGCAAGAACGGUCAGUUCGGACCCUGCAGUGGAUGGCAAGUUGGUGGACGCUUUCAUGGCCAAGGAUUACUUCCAAGACAUUGAAGCUGUCACAGCCGCCAAGAGCCCUCACUUUCGCAUGCAGUCCUUGGCGAUUUGGGCAGACAUCAUUGAACCUCCGACAAUUCCAGCAGGGCUUCAAGCAGAAGCUGGGGCUGAUGUUCUGGCAGCUCAAGAGCAAGCAGCCAGUGCCAAGUUCAAUGAUGUGAAGGUUCGACUGGCUGCUGACUCCCAAGCCAUGAGCAAGUACAACGUGGAGGUGAACAAGACGGCUGGGAAGAUGCACGUUGCCAAGGUGCUCCAUGAAAAGACCCAGCUGGCAACUGGAAAGAAGGUUGUGGAUGACUUCAUGGAGAAUCAUUGCUGGGCUGGCUUGGUUCCGGAGAUGGAAUUACCCCCUGAAGUUGACACCAUUCUCAGAGCAACUGCUGUGCGAUCCCAGGUGAGCGCUGACAAGGUUCUUGUGAUUGGGUGGGCGGACCUUACGAAGUUGGGAGUCCUGACCCAGAAAGACAUCAACAAGAUUGGCACCUGGUGUGAGAAGUUGAUUGCUAAAAACCCUCUUGGAUCCUGCAUCAUCAUGGCAUUGCCUUUGCUGACUUCGACUGUGAGCUGUGGCGCAUUGCGCACUGACAUCCGGAAGUUGGAGGACAAGCUGUUGAACCACAGACUUGAAUUUCGAACGUUCUUCUUGCCCAUGGACUUGUCGCAGCUGCACCACAACCGGGAGAUGCCAGCGGGUUUCACAUUCUUCCUUUGUGUCUCUGACACCACUCUUCCUGCAAAAGGAACAGCACACAGGGCCAAUCGCAAUGCUGGCAAGGUGGAUGCUGAGUCUGUGAACUUCUUCUGCGCAUCGCAGCUUUGGCGUGAUCAGCUGGUGCCCACCACAUGCAGGGCCAUGCAAGAAAGUGAAUUUGUCGUCCCGAAUGGUGGGGCGGCUCUCAGCUCUCACGAGGGGCGCCGCAAUUUUACCGAUGUCCAAGAAACUGCACAAUGGCUUGGAGGCUGUGAGAUUCCUGCAGCUAUCUUGCAAGCUUUGACAGCAGGAUGCUCGGUGGAUUCCAAGCCCAUUUUCCUGGUCAAUUGCACCUUCUAUGAUGGCUGUGUCGAGAAGGCUUGCAUCAACUUGGGCAUCACAAGCUGCAGCCAAAGUGACAAGCAGGGGGCUUUCAACUCAGGGCUGUCGCUUGUCAAGACUUUCCUGCUCGACAUGUGGAAGAACCGUGAAGGACCGAUGGAGAAGAAGCUUCCAAAAUACCAGCCCGAGCCGCCAGAGGCUGACAUUCCAUCUCCUGCAGAACAACCGCACUUGAAGUUGUGCAGCCUUGUGGACGGCUGCCUGGUGCUGCCACGUGAUGUCAGGACUGAAUGGCUCACUGACCCGGUUCGUGGCGCUGAAUGGCGGCAGAUUGUGAAGGAGUUCGACCGUUGCUUUGCAGUUGCAGCGCAAGAAGCACCAGGGCAACUUCAAGAUGGAAGCGAAGCUGGUCAGCCCGCUGCAACCACCUUCUCCUGGGAUUCCGUGUUCCCAGAUGAACCAAAGAACAAGGGGUCCUUUGAGCAGAAGUACCGUGCCCAUGUGAAAGGAAAGACUCAGUGGAGUCCGCAAUUGACUGCGUACAUCGUUGCUUCGCCUGACACUGAAGGCAAGCUGAUGCUCUUCCUUGAGGCCUCUGCGGAAGUCACUGUUCCAGCUGAUGAGGUUUGCCUCGCCUAUGGAGCCGGAUCAUGGAUCCUUGAUGCCAAAGUGGACCAGUACGUUUCGGAGAACCCCAAUGGAUUCAAAGGUGUCAUGUGCAGUUUCGGGUCUGACACUGAUUUGGUGGUUUUCGAGGAGAAUGGAGUGGAUGGACCUGUGAAGACGCUUCGUGAAGUCAUGCAACAGGUCGAGACCAGUGGCAUGGUUGAUUUCACUUUGGCUGGGCAUGAAUACAGCAGGCCUCCUGCUGUAGUGCAGGGCAAUGCAGCUGACCAGUUCGAGAUCCGACCCAAAGCUGGAAGCAAGAUGUUGUGGCGCCCGAACCAACUUCAGUUCACUGGGUUGCGCCCGACAAACAUUGCAUCUUUCUUCAUGGCGCAGGAUUUGGAUGCAUGUGGCACUGUGAAGAAGGUCUGGAGGCUUCGUGCCUACGAGCGUGAGAAGACGCUUGGCGGUGCCAAACCGCUUUACUACUUGAAAGCCCCACUGGUUCUGGCAAAGGAUGCUGUCCAACGUUUGAUUUGA